GCAGUUCCCUUCGAACAGAACAUGCGCGCUUCGGAUUGGAAUCUCACUUAAAAUGGCGGAACACCCUGUGAAGUCCACUUCGCAGUCCACUUACGACUAAAUUGAACGCACCCAAACAUAUGUCGUUGCUCUACAAACGAGAAGACUUUAAGAUUGACUAGUUUAACUAGUCGAACAAUUCAAAAUCAUGUCGAAAGAAAUCUACAAUAUCAUUAGACUAACGGCAGUGGGGGCUGUCGGCUCGGCUGUGUUGAUUCCAUUCGCGAUCGGCGCAGCUGGAUUCACAGUCGCCGGUAUCACUGCAGGUUCUGUGGCGGCCGGUAUGAUGUCAUCUGCGGCCAUAGCUAAUGGGGGCGGUGUUGCAACAGGAAGUUUAAUCGCCAUCCUCCAGUCAGCAGGUGCUGCUGGGCUGUCUGCAUCUGCUACAGCAGGUUUGGCAUCGGUGGGCGGGGCUACAGGUGCUGUUUUGGGUGGAGCUGUGACGUUGUUGAGGAGGAUGAGAAAAUGAAAUUAUGAGGGACAUACUGGAGUUCCAGAGGUGCUUCUCAAUUCCUGUUUGUGCAUAUUGUUUCUUUUCCUUGCAUCAUUGCCUUGCCUCUCAGCUCCAAUCCAUUCACGAUGCAAUGCAAGAAUAGGCUACACCUGCGUGUAUCCUCGAUCAUUACUGUUUGGGAAACUUCUUCACUCCUCACUGUGCUAUUGGAGCAUUGAGGAGUCCUUUGAGAUGACUGAGCUCAAUCGGUUUUCAGGUCUAAGGAGCAAGGAAAUUAGGUCAAUUCAGAUUUAAACAAAUAACAUUAUUCUGCUUGUCAGCUUUCUUGGCAUUCAGCAUCAGCUUGUGUUGUGUGAGUGGACAUGCAUUUGAAAUGUGUCUGUAGUGUAAUAAAAACAAUUACAAAGUA
Molecule: messenger RNA, 902 nt
Organism: Triplophysa dalaica
Lineage: Eukaryota; Metazoa; Chordata; Actinopteri; Cypriniformes; Nemacheilidae
Product: interferon alpha-inducible protein 27-like protein 2A
Exons: 4
Coding region: 188-508 (106 amino acids)
Biological process (GO): apoptotic signaling pathway
Cellular component (GO): membrane; mitochondrion
Source: RefSeq, a predicted model, not a curated record